Molecule: messenger RNA, 4822 nt
Organism: Saccoglossus kowalevskii
Lineage: Eukaryota; Metazoa; Hemichordata; Enteropneusta; Harrimaniidae
Gene: NEDD4L
Product: neural precursor cell expressed, developmentally down-regulated 4-like
Biological process (GO): ubiquitin-dependent protein catabolic process; protein ubiquitination; regulation of dendrite morphogenesis
Cellular component (GO): cytoplasm
Molecular function (GO): ubiquitin protein ligase activity; sodium channel inhibitor activity; protein binding
Source: RefSeq, marked provisional
CUUUAGUACAUAUUCUCUGUUAGGGUGGAUAAAAUCUCGUUGUUUAUGGACACUGUUCACGGUUUAAGACUGAUAGAGGGGGAUCCCCCAGGCACCACAAGGAUUCUCCGCGUCAAAGUGGUCGCGGGACUGAACUUGGCCAAAAAGGAUAUUUUCGGAGCAAGUGAUCCGUAUGUGAAAAUACACUUAUUUCGAGGUGACCGUGAAGAAGGCUUGAUUUGUUCUGUAAACACCAAAACCAUAAAAAAGACUCUGAAUCCAAAAUGGGAUGAACAGUUUCUAUUCAGGGUAAACCCAAGAGACAAUCGAGUUUUAUUUGAAGUAUUUGAUGAAAAUCGAGUUACGAGGGAUGAUUUCUUAGGUCAAGUUGAGAUGCCCUUGCAGACUUUACCAACUGAGAAUAGAGCAGGUGAACUCCCAUAUAAGGAUUACAUACUUCGACCCAGGAGUGCAAGGUCAAGGGUGAAAGGUCAUCUGCGAAUUGUGAUUGGGUACACACGUGAUGAGAGUACGCAAGAUGAUAACAUUUCUGAAACAUCAACGCAAAUUGAAGAGCCUGGUUGGGAGGUGCUAGAAAUAGAAAACGAAAAUGAGGUACAACAGAAUUCUACACAACCACCGCUACCUGCAGGAUGGGAAGAGAGAGUGGACAACAACGGCAGGGUAUUUUUUGUUAAUCAUAAUCUUAGAACGACACAGUGGGUAAGACCUACAGGUGCAACUCAGUCUGGAGGUGAAGAGCAAUCACGACAGCAAGCCAACAAUGAAUUUGACAAUUUCCGGUUGAGACGUUUGAUCAGUGAAGAUGAAAAUAGUCUUAGUUCUCAUUUAGAAGAAGCAGCUCAGAUAACAGAGCGUUCAGAUACCACUCAGGUAUCCAACACAACACCGUACAGUUCUCAAGCAUCCCCACCUAUAACUCAAUCGCUGGAUCAGUUACCAAACAGUUCUCUUGGUCCACUGCCGCCAGGUUGGGAGGCACAGAAGGCUCCAAAUGGUCGAUGGUUUUUUAUUGAUCAUAAUACAAGAGUCACCGUCUGGACGGAUCCUAGAGUUUCCAAUAGACAACAUCCAAGAGCAGCUAUACACAGACCAACGACCAACCCAGAAUUAGGGCCGUUACCUGCUGGCUGGGAAGAAAGAGUACAUGCUGAUGGGAGAAUAUUUUACAUUGAUCACAACAGAAGAACAACCCAGUGGGAAGAUCCUCGGUUACAGAAUCCAAAGAUAGCUGGUCCUGCGGUGCCAUAUUCAAGGGAUUACAAAAGAAAAUAUGAAUAUUUCCGAUCAAGACUUCGUGCCCCAACUGGCGUGCCAAAUAGAUUUGAAUUAAAGGUUUCCAGGAAUAACUUAUUGGAGGAUUCAUAUAGAGGAAUCAUGGCUGUGAAAAAUGCAGAUAUAUUAAAAGCUAGGUUAUGGAUUGAAUUUAGUGGAGAAACAGGACUUGACUACGGUGGUGUUGCUCGGGAGUUUUUUUAUUUACUUUCACAUGAGAUGUUUAAUCCUUACUAUGGUCUGUUUGAGUAUUCUGCAACGGACAACUAUACUUUACAAAUAAACCCCAAUUCCGGCCUCUGUAACGAAGACCAUUUAUCUUAUUUCAAGUUUGUUGGUAGAGUAGCUGCAAUGGCGGUCUAUCAUGGUAAAUUAUUAGAUGGCUUUUUUAUUCGUCCUUUUUACAAAAUGAUGAUUUCCAAGAACAUAACUCUUAACGAUAUGGAGUCAGUGGAUUCUGAGUAUUAUAAUUCCUUGAAUUGGAUUAUGGAAAAUGAUCCAGAGGAUUUGGAUUUGACAUUCUGUGUAGAUGAAGAACUUUAUGGUCAGACAUUAACAAAGGAGCUGAUAUCCAAUGGUAACAAUAUAAAAGUCACAAAUGAUAACAAGAGCAAAUAUGUAGAUUUGGUGAUUAAAUGGAGGUUUGCAUAUCGAGUACAAAACCAGAUGGCAGCAUUUACAAGUGGAUUUCAGGAACUUAUUCCACUAGAUCUUCUGAAAAUAUUUGAUGAGAACGAGAUUGAAUUGUUAUUGUCAGGUCUUGGUGAUAUCGACGUCAAUGACUGGAGGAAGAACACCGUUUAUCGCGGAGAAUACCAUGCUAACCAUCUUGUAAUACAAUUCUUUUGGAGGGCAAUAUUGUCAUUUGACAAUGAGAAAAGAGCUCGUGUAUUGCAGUUUGUGACGGGAACGUCCAGAGUUCCCAUGAAUGGAUUUGCCGAGUUGUAUGGUAGUAACGGGCAACAGAAGUUCUGUAUUGAGAAAUGGGGCACCACAUCGUCAUUACCAAGGGCACAUACAUGCUUCAACAGAUUGGAUCUACCACUUUAUUCAACGUACCAAGAAUUACACGAUAAACUUUUGAUUGCAAUAGAAAAUACCGAAGGAUUUGAAGGAGUUGAUUAGUUAGUUACUAUGGUAUCCUGGUGCAAAUACAUUUAUCACAUUUUUAUACGUGUCCAGAUUACUUGAACUUUUCCUAAAAACGAAAAAAAGGUUCAGCUUUUUGCAUACUGCAGAUUGUGUCUUGCCUUUAUUUCAAAUUCAAGGGUAAACUGAUGCACUUAUAGGAGUUUCCUCUGGUUUUUUUCAAAUUCGGGUUGGCUCACAGGAUUUUGUGGAGGUUUCGAAUAUUCAUUUUUAUUCAGUGGUUAAACAAUCUCCCAACAUUUGAAUGUAGGGAAAGUGCUCUAUAUUUACAAUAUACAAAGCUGUGUGAGUGAGACUAAUGUCAAAAAUUAAUUGACAUGGGCAAUGUAAGAACUUCUUAAAAAAAAUAUGUCAAUAUUACCCACAAAGAUUUGAAGGGGCAGGUGCUGAUGAUCAUGUAUAGUUUCUCUGUGACAUCAUUUCUAAAACUUUAUUGGGGUCUUGGGACUACUGUAGAAUACUUUAUUUUAGCUGGAAUUAAUUUUCGCUGAAGGAAUGAUUCAGUGAAAAAAAAAUCCAGCGAAAAUACCUUUUUUCCUAUAUUUUACAUUCAACUCUGCAAAAACCGGUGAAAAUAAAUUCCAUACAAAACACCCAAAAAGUCUUUUCAUCGAAAAAUUGAUUCCAGCUAAAAUAAAGUAUAUCACAGUAUUUGAUACGAGAUUGCUGAUUUACUCAUUCUGAAUUACUGUGGAUGUAUUUUGAAUUUUAGUCCCAAUAAAUAAAUUGCUCCAUCUGUUAAUGGCCAACUCCAGAAUAAUUAUCCAGGUAACAAAAUCAGAGCUGUAUGUGGAAGGCCUUUACAACUCAACACUGUAAACUAAGCAUUUUUUCAAGACUUUUUGGAGUUUAGUUUUUUUAGGCUUAACUGUAUUUGUUGAUUAUCUACUUUUAAUAAUUUUCUACAAAAAAAAAAUUGUGCUUCUAAAUACACAUUGUUUUAUGUCGUAAUGAAUAGAUGUAAAUCCCACACCACUACCACUAAAUUAAAUCUACGUGAACAAGUAAAAUAACAAUGUAAUUCAUUGUUUCUUCAAUAAAUUUGUGAAAUUAAUACAGUGAAUAUGCUCAAAAUAGUGAAAUUAAAUUAGUUUUAACAGUAUGCAGAAAUCAUGGUUUUCUUCCAUUAUUAAAUGGGAAGUCCAGGCUGAUAGGUGCUCCAGAUGAAAGAGCUCAACACUGAAUGCAGGGAAAUGCAAUUUACAGGUUUUUUUUAUAUCAUCCUCUAGAUAUUCAUUCAACUGCUUAUCGGUAUAUGUAGGCAGCCAUCUUGAUUCUCCAGCAAAGGAUUAUGGGUAAAGCAAGACAUAACAGCCACUGUUGUGAAAAAAUUAGAAAAUGAUUUCAUGUAUUACCUUAAAUUGCAUUAAUGUUUAGAACAUGGUAGCAUACUGGUGUCAACCAUACAUGGAAAAUGACAAUAGAACUGAAAAUAUUCAUUUUUCUACCAAAUGCUCAUUUUUUGUACUAGCAGUAUUUUCCUCUAUAUUUAUGGAACUCUUUUCUCUGGGAGUAUCAUGCUUUCAGCCUAGAAUUCACUUUUAAAAUGCUGUUUUCUAGAUAUUUUUUGAUUUAAUAUUGAACUGUGAUGACUUGAUGUUAAUGCAAAUUUAGUACGAUUAGAAUAAAUGUGUAUUCUAAUUUACACAGCAUGAUCAUUUUUAGAGCUUCAUUUGCGGCAGUUGUGUGGAAUAUUCACUUGAAUGUACAAAUAGCAAACAUUAUCCGAAGAUGUUCCAGAUUCAUUAUGAUUUCAAAUUACUUUGUGUCACAGUAAUUCGUAAGAGAGCCAAAAUUUGCAAAUCCACAUACAUUGAAACACCAAUCGAAUACAGGAUUUGAAUUAAUCAAAUGGCAGGCCUAAUGAUUACCAACAAUGAGAUAUGCAGAAAAUUUCACAUUUCCAUCAAAUAUUUCACAUAGUGGUUCCAAAAUUUCAACAAGAAUGAUUAGAGUACAACUUUAAUUGAACUUAAAAACGUCUGUAAAAUAUGCACACAAUGAAAGAUUACAAAAUGCGCCCCUUUCAAUCAUCUUGGAGGGGGGAGGGAGAGAAAUACUCUGAAUAGUGUACUGUUAUUAGAUAUCAUGAGCCACUUGGGACGAGUUUUGGGCUGGGUAAUAAUAUGUAAACUAUAAUCAAUCAUUUACUGGAUUGAUCAUUUUUUUUUUAUAAAAAAAAAAUAAACUUGCCCAGCAAGUAUCAAAUGUCACAACUGCAUUAUUGUAUAUUUCUGUUUUUUUUACUAAUCUUUUCCAUUAGUUAUUUACCGGUAGCUAUGAUUUUAGAAUGAAUUGCCUACUUAUGGUUGUAUCUAUAUUUACUAUUUUCAUUGUGAACAAUACUUGCAUUAUUUUCAAUUUUACUAAUGUGUAAAUAAAAACUCAAGUAAAAAAA